Aphis gossypii (cotton aphid) is the source of this 2592-nucleotide messenger RNA. RefSeq names its product DDB1- and CUL4-associated factor 12 homolog (gene DCAF12). Gene Ontology annotation, cellular component: Cul4-RING E3 ubiquitin ligase complex. The record is from RefSeq and is a predicted model, not a curated record. The coding region runs from base 204 to 1586 and encodes 460 amino acids. Lineage: Eukaryota; Metazoa; Arthropoda; Insecta; Hemiptera; Aphididae. The transcript has 7 exons. Gene Ontology annotation, molecular function: protein binding.
AAUAUUUAAAAAAUAUUUAUUUUAUUAUUCGUAAUUUUAUUCUUUUAAAAUAACUAAUUUUGUUAAUAUAUAUCUUAUAUAAUUUCUAUUUAAUAUGUAUAUUUUGUACAUAAUUUCUCAUGUUGUAUUUAACAUACUCUGUUUUGAAUGACUUUGGACGUAUCAAUAUCUUAAGUCUUAACUAGCAUACCCUGGACAUAAGAAUGGCACAAACAAGACGAGUGCCAGUCUUUGGUUCACGGCCACCUUGUGCAUACCAAUCUCGACUUGAUGAACGUAGUUUACAAUUACGUAUGACUAGAAUGGAACGGAACAGAAAAUCAGAUAAACCGGAAGAUUUUGUUUGCUAUGAAGACUCAGACGAAGAAGAAGAGAGUACUAUGUCAUUGUGUACUAUGCUAAACUCUUCAUAUAAUUUUGUAGAUUAUAUAAGAAAUCGAGAAUAUGGAAUGCGAGAGUAUCGUUCAAUAAAUCAAAAUCAUGGUACAAGGCAUAUACUCACACAUGACUUGUUCAAAGAACAGUCUAUACCGUUAAAAACUAUGAAUAAAGUUUUUUGUUCACAAUGGCUUAGCAGUAAACAAAUUGUCUUUGGUACAAAAUGUAAUAAAUUAAUGGUUUAUAAUGUAAAAUCACAUGAACUGGAUCAAAUACCAUCGAUAAAAGGACGUAUAGAUGAAGCAGCUGAUCAACAAAGUGGUAUACAUUCAUUAAAAAUUAACCCCUCCAGAACAUUAUUGGCCACAGGAGCAUAUAACUCUAAUGAAAUAGCUGUAUAUAGAUUGCCAACAUUAGAUCCAAUUGUUUUAGCCGAAGGUGCUCAUAAAGAUUGGAUAUUCGACAUUGAGUGGUUGGAUGAUGAGUUUUUUGUUAGUGGAUCACGAGACACCAAACUUGCAUUAUGGCAAGUUCAAGAUAAAUAUCAAGAAAAGUAUGAUUCUGACGGUGACCUUAUACAACCAAUUACUCAAUUUCUAAACCCUGCAGUUAUAAGAAGCUGCAAAACAGCACAAAAAGUCCGAGCAAUCACAUUUAAUAAGAAUCUAAAAGAAAUGGUUACGUUGUCACUAAAUGGAUAUGUUCAUGUUUGGGAUGUUGAACGUUUUAGACAAAAGUUUUCAAGAAGAUUAUCAUCUUGUCAGGACAAUGUUUGCAUGGCAAUGAAAAAUGAUAGUAGUUUAUAUGCUGUUGGAUGUCGUUCAUAUACACUAUUACUUGAUUCAAGAACUCUACAUACCAUAAAAAAAAUCCCUGCUAGAUAUAGUGGAUGUGGAAUUAGGUCUUUAAGUUUCCAAGAUAAUGUAAUUACAAUUGGAACAGGUGUUGGUGUUAUAAUGUUCUAUGAUAUACGGGCAGGAAAGUACUUAGAAUCCAGUAUUAAUUCCAGUAGAGCAGUUGUUUUAAAAACAAGCAGAGGUUAUGUUUACCCUGAUGAAGAUUUCAUGGUGGACCAAGGAUUUCAACAAGUCAAAUAUACACCAGCAAUUUAUACACAUUGCUAUGAUUAUUCAGGAACAAGAUUAUUUUCUGCAGGUGGACCAUUACCAGCUAAUUUAUGUGGCAAUUAUGCUGGCUUAUGGCAAUAAUAUUGUUACAAUUUAUUGUUUAAAUAUUAUUUGUAGUAUUCUUAUACUACAUACACUAUUUUUACCUACAAUGGAUAAAAUAUCAAUAUUUUGUGAGUGGCAUUCCUUGAGUCAUUAAAAACUUUAUGCAAAAUAUUGAACUAUAUAAUUGUACAAGCAAAUUAAUUGUGCUUUGUGAUAAUUAAUAUUUUAUCUUAUUUGAUUUUGAGAUUUGAACAUGAAACAUUGAGUUUUUAUAAAGUAUAUCAUGUUCUAGGAGUAAGAACUAAGACUAUACUUGGCUGGAAUGAGUGUUUUUAUCUAGUGAUUUUAUUGAAUUAAUCAUCUUCACAAUUAAUGUAAAAAUAAUUAUUAAUGUAUAGCAAUUGAAUACUAUAGUUAAAGGAACAUUCAUUUUUCUUGUAUUAAAAUAAUCAACUACUACAUUUCUUUUUGGUAUGAUUUUUAAUAAUAUUUCAAAUAAUAAUUAACAACCUUAGAAACAGAAAACAAUAUUCAUUAUUAAAGUAUUAAUAUAUUUCUUAAUGCAUCAGAUAAAAUUUGUAGAAAUAAUUUAUUAAAUUCAAAAAUAUAAAUGAAAUGUUUUAAUUUUUUUUAUUGUAUGUGCAGAUAAUUUAUGUGUUAAAAUAAUUAAGUAAAUAUUGGUUUUAUAUAUAAUAUAUAAUAACUAUUAUUAAUUUAAUAUUGAAUCAAUUUUUAUAUCAUGUAACGCCAAAUUCGUGAAAUCAACAACGCUAACAUUGUUAUAUGAAAUCAAAAAUUAUUUGACAACAAGUCGACCAACUUCACAAAAUUAUCAAAAAUUGCUGUUUCAUGAUUUGGAUACUUUUUUGUGAAAUACAUGAAGUAGGAAUUGUAUUAUUUGGUGAUACUGUAGUUCUAUAGAUGAUAGUUAUUAAUUCAAGAUAACUAAAUAAAUGAAAAAAUCAGUCAAGAAAUGCCAUGCUAAAACUUACUUUUAAUAUAAAUAAUCAAAUAAAAAUUAUUACUAUUGUUUGAUGUUUAA